Sus scrofa (pig) is the source of this 9726-nucleotide messenger RNA. RefSeq names its product glycine receptor alpha 1 (gene GLRA1). Gene Ontology annotation, molecular function: transmitter-gated monoatomic ion channel activity; extracellularly glycine-gated chloride channel activity; glycine binding. Lineage: Eukaryota; Metazoa; Chordata; Mammalia; Artiodactyla; Suidae. The record is from RefSeq and is a predicted model, not a curated record. Gene Ontology annotation, cellular component: plasma membrane; postsynaptic membrane. Gene Ontology annotation, biological process: monoatomic ion transmembrane transport; chloride transport.
UGGUAAGUACUGCAUACCUGUGUACAGCUUGGCACUACCAUUAUUUUGCAACAAGACACAGCUCUCUGACGCUCUAUUUGCCUAGCUUGUGAAUGUAAAUAAAACUGUCUCCUGUCCAGUGGGAAGAGGGCAUAUCUUCCUUAUCUUCCCAAAGGGGUGCCAGCAGUGAGGCCAGGACUGUUCCCUCUUGACCCUGGGAACUGCUCAAUGAAUUUUGCUGGUAUUUUCCUGAUGCAGUGGCCCUGGGAGGGAGAGGAGGAGAUCUUCCUUUAUUGACCAGACUUCUUUUUGAAACCUGUCCUUUUUUUUUUUUUUUUUUUUUUUCUUUCCAGAGCCAAAAAUUACCAACUUCAGAGCUCUAAAGAAACUCAGGGAUCUGGUUCAGAUCUUUUAAAAUUAUAAACUGAGCCCAGAAGCAUGUCGGAACUGAGACCCGAGAUGUUUGUUUUACUCACAUACAACUGCAUUCUUUAAAAAUCAAGGCAAUAUUUUGAGAGACCUCGAGAGAUUUAACUCCCUAACCUCCCCCACUGCACCUCCUGCCCGCAGUGGAGAGGGGAGACACGGAUCUCAUCCAGCAACCUAAGCGUUAAACUCAAUCCAGAGCCUAACAUGCGAUUGGCCAAACACCGGGAAAAGAUCUGGUUUUCGCAGCCGCGGGCCAAUGGGUACCUCGAGUGGGAGGGUUUGAAGAUACUAAGGAGUUUUUCCCCCCUUUUUUUCUCUCCACCCCCUCCCAUCGGCCAUCGCCCGCCCCCACUUCCCCAAUCCCUUAGGCCGCCAGUUUGUUAAAUUAAUGCAGUAAGAAAGUCUGAAGAUCUGAAGGAGUCGUAGCCAAAGGAAGAUGGACGAGCUCAGAAAACCGAAAUGCAUCUGAAGCCUUGGGCUCCUAAGCUCCGCGGGGUCGCCAUGGACCCGGGCAGCCUCUGAAACUUGCCCUGAGCUCUCUCACGCCUGCAGCCCCGAGCAAUGGGACGCCUUUCCUGCAGCGAUCAUAACUUAUUCGGCGGGGACCAGAGAACAGGGAUCGCAAGGCGACAGCAGACGGGUACGCAGGCAGGGGAACGAGAUUCCCGGGACUCGGUCGCGAUGCGCCAGCCUGGCAUAUUCUCCGGGAUUUAACUGAAGGCAACACCGUCAAUCGCUUGCCCUCUCCCCUUAACCCCUCAGGCCAGCCCAGGGGCAUAAAACCCUGCUCUCUCUACCCAAGAUGCUCACCCAAUGUAACGAUCCGAGGCCAGCGUUCUGAUCGCCACAGAAGAUUUUUUUUUUCUUUCACGGAGCUGUCCGUUUAAACAGAAAAACAGAGAUAAAAAAGAAAAUAUACCCACCCUCAAACGUGCCUCCCCAGCGCCGCAGGGAGCCAACAGACAAGCUUGAGUUUAACAAACAGCAAUACUCUUCGCGCUCCUGAAAAGCAGGAUUGGACGCUCUCCGUGGUGCUGAAACAGCGGCUUCCUCCGUCCGUAACACCUACAGCCCCCUUGCUCCGACUUCCCCUGGGGCUCUCCCUCUGCGCCCCUGUUCCCCACUUCCCCUUAGCAUCUGGAUUAUUUUUUCAACAUCCCUCGCUGAUCUUGUAAGUGCCAAUUUGAAAUAUUUUUGCCCCCAUAACUCGUGGACUACAAAGCACAAGGACCUGAAAAAUGUACCGCUUCAAUACUCUUCGACUCUACCUUUGGGAGACCAUUGUAUUCUUCAGCCUUGCUGCUUCUAAGGAGGCUGAAGCUGCCCGCUCCGCAUCCAAGCCUAUGUCACCCUCGGAUUUCCUGGAUAAGCUAAUGGGAAGAACCUCUGGAUACGAUGCCAGGAUCAGGCCCAAUUUUAAAGGUCCCCCAGUGAAUGUGAGCUGCAACAUUUUCAUCAACAGCUUUGGUUCCAUUGCUGAGACAACUAUGGAUUAUAGGGUCAACAUCUUUCUGAGGCAGCAGUGGAACGACCCCCGGCUGGCCUACAACGAAUACCCAGAUGACUCUCUGGACCUGGACCCAUCCAUGCUGGAUUCCAUCUGGAAACCUGACCUGUUCUUUGCCAAUGAGAAGGGGGCCCACUUCCACGAGAUCACCACGGACAACAAACUGCUGCGGAUCUCCCGGAAUGGGAAUGUCCUCUACAGCAUCAGGAUCACCCUGACGCUGGCUUGCCCCAUGGACUUGAAGAAUUUCCCCAUGGACGUCCAGACGUGCAUUAUGCAACUGGAAAGCUUUGGAUACACCAUGAAUGAUCUCAUCUUUGAGUGGCAGGAGCAGGGGGCUGUGCAGGUGGCAGAUGGCCUCACUCUGCCCCAGUUUAUCCUGAAGGAGGAGAAGGACUUGAGAUACUGCACCAAGCAUUACAACACAGGCAAAUUCACCUGCAUUGAGGCCCGCUUCCACCUGGAGCGACAGAUGGGCUACUACCUGAUCCAGAUGUACAUCCCCAGCCUGCUCAUUGUCAUCCUCUCGUGGAUUUCCUUCUGGAUCAACAUGGAUGCCGCCCCAGCCCGCGUGGGCCUGGGUAUCACCACCGUGCUCACCAUGACCACCCAGAGCUCAGGCUCCCGAGCAUCCCUGCCCAAGGUGUCCUACGUGAAAGCCAUUGACAUUUGGAUGGCUGUGUGCCUGCUCUUCGUGUUCUCAGCCCUGCUCGAGUAUGCCGCCGUCAACUUUGUGUCUCGGCAGCACAAGGAGCUGCUCCGAUUCAGGAGGAAGCGAAGACACCACAAGAGCCCCAUGUUGAACCUGUUCCAGGAGGAUGAGGCCGGAGAGGGCCGCUUCAACUUCUCUGCCUAUGGGAUGGGCCCCGCCUGCCUUCAAGCCAAGGAUGGCAUCUCGGUGAAGGGCGCCAACAACACCACCACCAACCCGCCUCCUGCGCCAUCCAAGUCCCCAGAGGAGAUGCGCAAACUCUUCAUCCAGAGAGCCAAGAAGAUCGACAAGAUCUCGCGCAUCGGCUUCCCCAUGGCCUUCCUCAUUUUCAACAUGUUCUACUGGAUCAUCUACAAGAUCGUCCGCAGGGAGGAUGUCCACAACCAGUGACGGGUCUGGGACGGGGCGGCUGGGAGAGGGCGGGGGAGGAGCGCCGGAGUCCGAGGGCCGGAGGAGGAGGAGGAGGGGAAGCGAGCGAGAGGGGGCCCCCAGCCUCUCCUCCUCGGCGGUGUGUGCAAUCCCCAAUGCAGCGAUGCAUGACUCUUCGAAUGUGGCACUAUCUAUUUAACCUCGGGGGGUGGGGGGGGAGCUUUUCUAAUACAGGAACGGAGGGGCGGGUUCUGGGUGGGGGGGCGGGAGCGGGAGCAAACAGCUUUCAAAAAUGUGAGUCCGUAGGCUGCGCAGUUUUUCCCGUUUGGAAGGAGAGUGCAGUCUGCCCCAGCGCAGAAAGGAAAGCAAUGUAAUAUAUGAUAUAUAUUCAUGCUUAAUAUUAAUGCAAAACCACAAGAACAAAAGAUUUGUUUCUUAACCUAUCAGCCUAGUAACUGCUUAAGUUUUUAAAGUCACAGACGUGAUGGACAAUUUUUCCCAGAGUGGAAACAGUCACAAAUCAGCUUGCUCUGGCGUGUGUCCCACAUCGCACCCCUCCAAAUGCCAUGCCUCGCUCCAGACCCACCCCCAGCGGACACAUGCCAAAAAGCCAUUUCUCCUCUGCUUCAAGAGGGUUGUGCGGCCAGGCACGGGUAGUGGCCAUGGGGAGGAGGGGAGAAAAGAGUCGGGAGUGAGAGAGAGAUGGGGCAUUUCAGAGACCCAAGGACUGCACAUCCGUCCUCACAUCUCCAGGCUAAGGGCCUCUCUGAGCUGCCCCUCUCUGAGCCCUCAUGCUUCUGUGCUCAACGCCCACCUCACCCAUCCUCCACCACCACCUAGAAACGGCCGCCGUAGUUUUUUCAUUAUAUUGCCAAUAUGCAAUCUUUUUUAUGGUUAAAAAAAAAAAGUAAUAAUCUCAAGAAAUAAUAUGCAGAUAGACAGUAUAAACAGAUGCACUUUUUUCAGAUGUCUAUUUUUUUGGAGAGUCUCUUUGGAAUUGCAAGUGGGUGUAUGUUCGCGAAGGUCUGAAGGAGACGUAUGAGAUUGUGGUUCUGCAGUGUGAAGUUUUACAAGGGGAAGGGGUAGUUCGGAGGCCUCUGCUGCUUAAAUACGGGUGGAAAGAGACGGUGAUGUUUAUAACGCCUGCUCAUUAUAGUCACAUUUCAUAUACCACUAACAAUGUGGGAAGCCUGAGGGCAUGACCCCAUUAUAUUUUUAUAAGUCUUUUUUUGUUUUCCUUUUUGGUGCUUUGUUUAGCUUUAACAUUUAGGAAAGUUAGACAAACAUUCCUCUUUCCUUCUAACUCUGAAGUGCCAGAACUAUCCAAGAUAGCUAGGGUACUCCGGGGGAAAAGGAGAGGGACUGGGAAGUGAAUUGUGGGGGACAGGGGGAGCCUGCUGGAAGGCAUGGACAUUCAGACCCCCGUGGGGGUCAAGGAAUUAGUGAGGAGCUGUGUCCAGCAGCCUCUGCCCAUCCCCGUCAAGAGCACUAUGCCUGGAACGAUGGCACGAUCACUCAUAGCAUCCUCUGUCUUAUGGCCCAGGACCGGAAAGACUGGGGUUGUGUUUCUUUCUUUGCACUUUAGUAUCUUCGCUGUGCAUCAAAGUCGUAGGCAGACAGUAAGACACAGCUGACAAUCAGUCUAUUCUGAGGCUUGGGGUUCACUUGUAUCCUUAGAGGGUAUCCCCAAGGUAGGGUAGGACAGAGAUGAGACCUCCUCCCUAGAGCACUAUCCCCAGGGAAAUUUUUCCCAGUCCCUGUGGCACAGUAUUUAAGGUCCACAGAGGCCCAAAGAAACAGGCCCAGACAAGGAUCUAGAGGGACUUAGAUUUAAAAAAAAAAAAAGCUCUAUGCAGCCAAAAAGGAUUUGGCUUUGCAGCUUCAAUGACAAAAGUUCUUUACAUCCAUCCAAGGAAUCAUUGCCUUCCCUUCUCUUGCCCUGUGUAGACCAGAAGGCUAAACUACAUUCUAGCCUUGGAGGAUGUGGAAGAGAAUCUGGGAUCCCUUUUUCUAAGAAGUGUUGAGGGAGGGGAGCCAAGUGAGUAGGGAGUCUCUCAUCUAAGACCACCCUUUUCCCCACAACUAACAUGUGGCUAAGGGAGGAAAAGUUAAAUUGAGGGACUUGUAACAACUACUACCAGUUCAAGACUAGAAUCUCAGCCUUUGAACUGCUGUUAGCACCUUUCAUGAGCACUAUAUUCACUUUACUUAAGGAAGAGGGGGGAAUCUCAAUGCUCAAGUGGCACUUGAGUUUUUGGAGAGGUUAUCAGCCCUUUUCACUCGCACUUUAUUCACUUUAUUUAAGGGGAGAAUCAUUUUUAAAAAAUUUUUAAGAAGCCCUUCUAUUUUACCCAUUUCUAGAUUAAAUUCAAAACAUCUAAAGUCUAGAUGAAUCAGGCAACAAAGGCUAGGCCUCUGCCCAUGACUAAAGACCAUACCCACUGUUCUAAGACAUUCGGGAUCCACUCAAACAGCAAAGUCAAAGUGUCUGGAAUCCCACAGAGGCAGAGAAGUCACUGGGCCACUUGCCCAACCUCUGCUGCAUCCUUAAACUUCUGCCCCAGUAGUCAACGUGUGUGCCCACUGGGGGCUGACAGGUCUAGGUGAUAACACCCAACAGACCACAAAUCAUGUUUAUGAUUCAGAGGCAAGGUGUCACCGACAUCUCCUCAGAUAUUCCAAGCGUGGCCUCCCCCAGACAAAAUAAAUGUGAGUGGACGCAUGACUGCAGUGAAAGGAAGAAUGUGACCCGUAGUCCUGCCAUUAAUACGCUGGGUGACCUUAGCCACUGAAAAUUAGUUUCUCUGAACACACGACGGGGAGAAUAGUGCGGGUGAUUUCUGACUCCCUCCCAGUACUAACUGCUCUCUAUGUGCUUGAACUGGUCCGCAGGAACUCCCACCACAGAAAGUUCAAAGUCAAAAUCUCAUCGUGAAUUAGGAAUGGAGCAUGCUCAGGGAGAAGACGUUAUCAUUAACGUGGGAUGUAGUGAGAAUUUAGCAAUUCGUUACAUGGAUUUCAUCAUUAUAGAAAAUCAAACGAGGUAACUGAGGCCAAAUAUUAUUCUAGGUGGCGCUCACAAACAGGAAAGCCCUUUCUUAAUUUCCUCUUCCGCUUGUGCAGAGGGCAUCAGACCUUCGGAUGACACAUGCCGAGGGCUACAGUGGAAGGAAAACCAAUUUAGGUGUGAUGAGUGGUUGACUGGUUUUCAAACCCCUUCCAUGUAUAGAUCAGUAUUUAUGCAUGGAGGGAGACGGGGAUACUGGCACACAGGAGUGGGUGGUUUUGCCCCUCUAAAACUGCAGCUAGUCCUAGGAGCCAAGUUUAGGAGACGUCAAUUAAGCAGCUAACAAAAUCAAUAAUUUCUCACGUAUUAGUUUACAACAUAUCUCAUUUGUUUCAAGAGCAGCCAAAAUAAAUGACUCAGCUCUGACAACCUCUGGUCCUUUCAAAUAUUCAAUGACUAAUGCUAUAAGGAGUAACAAGAGGACAGGCAUGAACAGAAAGAAAAAUGUGUGUGUGUAUGUGUGUGUGUGUGAGAGAGAGACAGAGACAGAGAGAGGCCUUGAACUUAACUGUAUUUUUAGUUCAGGUCUACAAAGUCAAAAUGUCAUUCAAUCCAAAUUAUUUCUUCUAAGCUAUCAAUAAAUAAGAAAUGUAUCCCUCUAAAAAGUUCACCAAUAUUUUUCAUAGGUUUUUUUUUUCAUACUAGGGAGAAAAUAAAUGGCAAGAGAUGGUUCCCCUCUUUGAAAGUAUGUAUUUUUAUAAGCAUCAUUAAAAAGAGAUGAGAUGGUGUGUUGUGAGGCUCUGUUGUAGAUUGCAGGGUACACUGGUGCCCCAGCAAAGCUGGAACCAUCGCGGAUAACAGUCUUGUGAAAAUUAGAUUCCUAAGUUCACUGCAACACACUGAGAUUGAAGACUCGUGAGUUAUCAUCCCGCCUGCAGUGACUGCCUCCUUAGGAGAAGCUGGCAAGCAGCGGGUGCAAUCUGUAUCAGCCUCAGGAUGGGAAUCGAGAACUGAGAGUCGCACAUUCCCCAGUCUGGAUGGAAGCCCAACCCAGGGACAGUGGACACCACUCUGGAAGCCGCAGCUUCUUCUGCACAUUCAGAAGGCUGCCCUCUGCCCCAAGUCUGAAGAGGCAGGCAAGAUCAGGUCUUCUCUGGGAGCUACGGUUCUCAGGGUGACCGGAAAGCUUGCACCGUGAGGGGCUGGAAGGCCUUUUGAGGAAGGGAGAGUGGAUCUCUGUACCCUACUACAGAAAGCAUCUUUGAUGACCCAACCAAACCUCCUCUAAGCAGGAAACAUGGUUCUUAAAAUAUAAUUUAGCUUUUUGUUCCUUCUACUAAGUACCUUCUCUCAGAAACCAAGUCCUAAAAGUUGCAUGAAGAACCUCCUAUGCUCCUGCAGCCCUACGAAGCUUAUCCUGACUGAAGGAAGGCAUAGCAGACAGACACUCUGUUUUGACUGAGUUUGAGGUUGCUCUUAACUACCUGUAGCCCUGUAAGGAAAAGCCUACGUGGGGAAGGCUUUGGUCUCAGAGCAUCCUGAAAUCCCAAUAGACAGGAAGAACCUCCAUGGGUGGGUUGAAAUCCUUGCAGUAAGGAUUAAAAAAUCCUGAAAUGCUGCCCUCCCCAUCCCCAACGUUAAGGGAAGCCAUGGCUGCUUUCUGGCUGUCCCACGUGAAGAUCUCAGGGUAUCAGGGAGCAUGAGGGCAACCUGCCAACAUCUCUCCCAGGCCUGAGUAGCCUCGAAUAUUGAGGGCCCUGACUAGAUGCUGCCUCUACCAAGUGAUUAUCCUGUUGCUUCCUUAAGGGUUUCUCAGGCUGUAAACAGCGAUGGCAAGAGAUAGGUUUGCUCAUACGUGGGUGCUGUUUCAUGCUGCUUUGAUGGACCCGUGUGGUUAUUUAAAGCAAUAAUUAAGGUGCUUUAUCAUUCUUUGGAACAGCAAAAUGAGUUCCAAAGUAGAAAUUAUUGCCCAAUAAUUUCUAGGAUCAUUAAGGCUUCUUCAGCUAGCAUCCAGACCGUAACUUCUCCCUCUUGCUCUCCACCCCACCUCCGCCUCCUCCUCCUGCCUCCUGUCAGCAUUUCCUGUUUCAUCAGUUUGUGUAUCUUUAUUUUGUGAAACCCAGCUCUGCCAGAAGAUGCCGAUGCAUUUGAGGGGUAGGGGAUGGGGGGCUGGAGUGGGGACUAGAAUGGACACAGUCUCGUUCAUUUUAAGGUUGGGAUUUCUAUUCUUCCUGCUGCACCUGCAUUUUGACAUUUCACUGCUCUGAAAAAUUCCCACUGGAACACUGAGUCAACAAGUCAGAGUACAGGGAACGGCAAGCCAAAAAUAUACCCUUCAGAGAGCCCAGUAAUGAAAACUAUAUUCUAUGUGAGGCCACUAACCAGUUAGAGAGCAGCACCAGCUACCUAAUCUGGAGAUGAAAGACAUUUGCUGGCUACAUAGAUUCCAAGCAUGAUGGGAAACCCAUUCCCACACGUGCCCUGUCUCCUAGCUCCCCCUUUGCAUUGCUCUUGUUUGGCCGGCCUUUUCCAGACGCAACUGUUUUCUUAUGCAACUUCAGAAACCCAGGGUCCUAUUUAAACAUACCUGCCCCCUGCAGUGGACAGGGUCAGUGGGAAGGGGCAGGGAAACAAAGGUAAGCAACUCCAUCUUUCUCAGCGCCCCCCCCCGCCCCCAUUAAAAGGGGGAGGUGAAGGAGAUAUUUUUCAAGCCAACCUCUGGAUACUUGGAAGGGUUGAAGAAAAAAGUAUCCUGUGUGUUGUAAAAGGUGUCACUAUUUCCCCAUUUCAGUGUCAGGCUUGGGUCCCCAUCUCAGGCCGUCAGUGGGCAGGUAGGGAGAAGUUAAGAGGAGAGUCUUGGUCCUCCAGGAGCUUACAAUCUUUUUUUUUUUUUUUUUUUACCAUGAAAGUCUAGGCAUUUCACACUAUUGAUAGACUGACUAGCUUCUCACCUGAAAAUCCCAUCAAACAUCAGGACAACAUUCCACUCUGGUAUUUUAGCAUGUAUGUCCUGUGAAGGCUGUAACCCAUUUCCCAUGGCAAUGGUCUGAUUCUCUCUGCCAGAGACACUGGAAGAAUCAAAGAGAAAGGCAUCAGAGCAGAAUGUGCGAAACCUCCCUGGGGAGAUAACUGCACUGUCUCCACGUCCCCUCCCCUCCUGUCCCCCACACACCGUUUAAUAACAAGAAAUUUCCAGCAAGACUUAAGAAUAUUUUCCUCUGUUACGUUAGCUACAGGUACAGAUAGGGAGAAAAAAUACAAUAAAAAUUAAAAAAGGGACUACUCCAGACCCCUAAGGAUGUUCAUCUAAAUGCAUCCCAUUAGCUGGGUCCUACUAAUAGAGAAACGACAUUACAGCAGGUAUGGCUGGAGUUAGCCAGCUCUCUCCACACUCCCACCCCCAAACAAAACCUCACCCUCACAAUGACGUUCUGAAACUGCUUCCGCACUCCUGCAACUCCAGUAAACACUCCUUAUCAUCAGAAAACACUGCUCCUGUCUUUCCCAACAUGGAUCUUUUUAUGCUUUGUCAAUGGCAUCUCUUCAACAUGGUUAUAGGGUGACAUUAUGACAAAUGACCUUCAUGCUCCCUUCAUCUGGCCCUGAAAUGAAUGAGAAUAUUGCAGUGUGAGACUUUUUUCUGGUGCCCAAUAUUAAAAAAAAAAAAAAAAAAAAAAAUUGACAUUUUUUUUAAAAACCCACCUUAGAUUUCACAUAAUAAAA